Molecule: messenger RNA, 894 nt
Organism: Lodderomyces theae
Lineage: Eukaryota; Fungi; Ascomycota; Pichiomycetes; Serinales; Debaryomycetaceae
Gene: MIA40
Product: Mia40p
Exons: 1
Coding region: 1-894 (297 amino acids)
Biological process (GO): protein import into mitochondrial intermembrane space
Cellular component (GO): mitochondrial intermembrane space
Molecular function (GO): protein-disulfide reductase activity
Source: RefSeq, a predicted model, not a curated record
AUGUAUAGACUUCUCACCGAAACUGCAAUUGCGCGUCAAACUACAGCAAGAUUGGCCAGAUCUUACUCAACCAAUGCAUCUACGUCAUCGAAAUUCAACUCGAAAUUAGUUGCUGGUGCAAUCGUGCCAAUUGCCGUUGCUGUAGGUUACAUGGGCUACUCAAACUCGAUAAACAACGAGACUGUGCUUGGAGUUGCUGAUAAAUUAAGAAAGAAUUUUGAGGAAGGUGAUGCAUUGAGCAACGAGCAACAAGAGAAAUUUGCCAGCGAACAACAAAGGUUGAGGGAUGAAAAGGAGGACCAUGAGAUUGCCAAGAUUGAAAAGCAAAAGAGUGUAAACACCAAGAAUGCUGGAGGUCUUGACAGUAAAGACCCAGCCUCCAACUCCAAAACGAGAGCUAUUGCUUCGGAUAAGUUGGAUGAUGAUACCAGCAGACAUGAAGCCAGUGACCCAAAGACCACAGAAAAAUCAAAGGAGACCAGAAAAGAUCUCAAAGAGAAUUUUCACCCUGAGGGCAAAACCCAAAAGAAGCCAACCAAAAACGAGGGAGAUACGGGAGAGACCGCUUACAACCCGGAAACUGGUGAGAUCAAUUGGGAUUGUCCAUGUUUAGGCGGUAUGGCUCAAGGUUCCUGCGGCGAGGAAUUCAAAGAUGCAUUUUCUUGCUUCAUCUUUUCUGAUGCAGAGCCAAAGGGUAUUGACUGUGUUAAGAAAUUUGAUGCCAUGAGAGGAUGCUUCAAAAAGCACCCUGAUGAGUACAAAGAGGAAUUGUACAAUGGCGAUGAGGAAAAUAGUACUGAAGUUGUUGAGCAUGUUGUUUUGGAAGUUGCCGAACCAGCAGUCAAGGAGCUAGAAGAAGGCAUUGAUUCGGGAAAAGUCAAAGGAAAGAAGUAG